AUGCCGAAGACGCGCUCGCGUCAAGUCUCGGAUGCUCCUCCCUCGCGUCGGAAGGCUUCCGCUCGUGCCGCCACUCCCCAUGACGUCACCUUCUGGUCCGAGCCAGACGGCCUCGCCCUCGUAGGCAAGGCGAUCUCCGUCUUGUGGCCGUCCGACGGAAACUACUACCCCGCGCUCGUCGUUGGCUUUCACCCUCGUGCCCGCAAGCACAAGCUCAUUUACCUCGAGGAUGAGUCCGUCGAGUCUGUCGACCUUGGCAUCGGGCCUGCUCAACGUGACUUCCGUCUCGCCGAUUCCCCGAAGGAUCCCCUCGUCGGGAAGACCAUCGAGUUUCUCCCCGACGCCAAGCCCCCCGCUGCGUCUUGGUUUGAUUUCAUGCGCGAUCCUAGGGAGAAGUCCGCCCACAAGUUCUCCGUUAUCGUCUUUGCUAGCAUCGACUAUGAGCCCCAGCCAAAUGAGGUCUGCUCCCCGCCACGGCCCAAGGGAGAUUCGACUCCCAGCCAGUUCUACCGCGUCAUCUACUUGGCGAACGAGUACCUCGCCACUGUCGAUCUCGCCCACGUCGACUACAACAUCGAGACGCCGCCGCAGCAACCGGAGGACCCGGUCAUGGAGGAGAUGGAAUCCCGCUCGGGCCCCGGGUCCAAGUCUGCUCUUCCGCAACAGUUGCGCCGUUCAGGCACUCGCUCUAUCCAGGACGACGAGCAGGACGGCGCCGGGGGCGACGAUUACGAACCCACAAAGGCGGAGCAGGACGACGUCAGCGAUGAUGCAGACGAGCAAGACGAAAAAGAACCCGUCGUGAAGAAAGAUUUACCACCCUCUUUGUCCGAGACUAUCGGACGCGUCACCAAGGCAGCAGAGGAGGCUGGCGCCGCGGAUGUAGUUGUUCCGCCUGCUGUCGUGGGUCAGAAGCGAGCCGACAGGAAGUAUCGCGCCUCCGGAACAAAGGAUUUGGUUGUUGACGCGAUGAGGGACGUCGUGAUGGACAAGAAGAAUGUAUCCGUAGACAUCGAUACUGGAUUUGAUAAGCCUGAGCCUGGCACCAGUGUGGAAGUGAGUCCUGAUGGCUCACCGAACGCUGUCCCACUAGAAAAGACAGGGGGCAGGGCUAAGGGUGAAGGCAGCAUCGGCACCCAAGACACACGCGACGACCCCCUGGAGCCGAGGUCUGCAGGCAAAAAAUCUGGAAAGUCCUCGCGUCCGGUCCCUGCGUCACUCUAUCCUCCGCUAUUCGAAGAUGAGGAAGGAGGAGAUAACGACACAGCAUCGGAUGACGAGAAGUUGGGCUGGGCCUCUGAAGAAAAGGUGGAGGGAGCUGGAGAGUCGAAAUCCCAGGUUGGGGAUUACAUUUCCCUAGACCUCGGGGACGGGAACGAACCCCGAAAAGCGUUUGUGGAAGCUUAUUUGCCCGGGCUUGACAAGCACUUUGUGGCCUUCUGCGAUAACAAAGGCGGCAAUUUGAAAGUGAAGCUGACGAGAAGUAAUCACACUGUUCUCGCAGAUGACGAGGUGCAUGUCCUAAGCCGCACCCCUAUUGCAAAAGAGGAUCCAGGCGCUGCCGCGGGACGAUCCAAGCGGAGGCGCAACGUCUUGACACUGUCUGAUAGCAGACCGAAGAAGAAACUGGAGGCGAGAUCACCGCCCAUCAGAGGUGAUUCGGCUGGUCCGGAAAUUUGUGGGCGGUGCCUAAAGAUUGUUUGGCCGGAGAGCGAACUCGUAUAUACCGCACUGGUGCUUGGCUUCAAUCCGGAAAAGAAUGAGCACUUGGUGGUAUACUUGAGUGAUCACUGUGUGGAGGUGGUGCAGCUCAAGUAUCGAGAGUGGAAUCUGCUUUCACGAGAAGACGAACCAUGGAUUGCACAGGGUAUGCUUGGCAAUCGACUGUACGUAUUGUGGAACGGCGAAUACGACUCUGCUGAAGCAAACGAAAAGUCAAAGGAGAUAUUUGACGGUGAAUGCAAAGUUGUGUACGAGGCUUACGUGUUAAGUUACGAGGGAGAAGGCAAAUACCUCCUUUUAUACCCAAACACAGAAGAUACUGAAGUUCGAACUCUUCAGAUGGAUGAGAAAGAAAGAGGUGACCAAAAACCACUGGAAAGGGAAUGGGGUCCUCUGGGUGCCGGUGCUACAGAAGUGGCGGGUCUUCCCGUGGUCGGUUGGGAACCCUGAAUAGAAUUGGAAGCCAAUGCGUGACAAGGGGAAGAUUUGUUUGUUUGUUUGUUUUUUCGUUCACCUGACAUAGCAGAAAAACUGCGCGCAGCCCAUUACUCUUUGUAUACACAAAUUACCUGGAGAUACACGCGCGUAGGAUUUGUUUGUCUCGUGGUUGAGCAGACGAAUCCAAGUGGACAACAGAAAUGCUCUUCGUUCUACAGCGCUUGACAAGAACUACAAAAAAAUGAAGGCCUGUUGGUUGGGAAUUGCAGAAUUCCUCUGCUCUCUUUAUGCCCCUGUAAAAACCAUACUGUACUGCGCCAAA
This is a messenger RNA of Chondrus crispus (carragheen), 2482 nucleotides long. RefSeq lists its product as hypothetical. Gene Ontology annotation, biological process: mitotic sister chromatid cohesion. The coding region runs from base 1 to 2172 and encodes 723 amino acids. Lineage: Eukaryota; Rhodophyta; Florideophyceae; Gigartinales; Gigartinaceae. The record is from RefSeq and is a predicted model, not a curated record. The transcript has 2 exons.